Messenger RNA from Leishmania braziliensis MHOM/BR/75/M2904, 936 nucleotides. RefSeq lists its product as hypothetical. The record is from RefSeq and is a predicted model, not a curated record. The transcript has a single exon. Bases 1 to 936 code for a protein of 311 amino acids. Lineage: Eukaryota; Euglenozoa; Kinetoplastea; Trypanosomatida; Trypanosomatidae.
AUGAAUCGCGAGCAAAUUUCCCGCCGCAUUGACCUCGUUGGCCCCUCCACUGGGGCCAUCGUCGGCGUUGCCACGUGGUGUGCCCUUCACGGCGCUGAGGCGGAUGCCAUUCUGAACUACGUAGCGGAGAAGAUGAAGCAUAAGGAUACAACUGACGUAGUGCGGGCCUCGCUGGUGUAUGUGAUUCACGAACUGCUGCUGAGCUGCGCGACCCACGGGGUCUCAGAGAACGCAAAGCGGUCCACCUUAAAGGCUGUGAGUCUCACCCUGCCAAGCGCAGUGAAGGACACACUGCGGCAGAGAGCAAGCGAUCACACGGCUUUUCUGAUUGCCUUGCAGAAAGCAACGGAGUGGUGGGGUAUGCUGAACCUGUUCCCGGCGGCCUGGCUGACGAAGCUGCAGAGCACCGUUCAGGAGGGACAGGAGGAUGCCAGUCACCGCACUACCGUCCCCUCUGCCUUGAUGCAGGUUGCCAACCUCCUGCAGCGCUACCAGCAUGCCAAAGAGCAGUGGGUACAGAACAGGCACAUCAAAGCAGAAGAGGGAAAUACCAGUAGCGGGAUUGCGAGUGGCCAAGACACGGCAUCGCGGGUGGCAAGUGCGGGCGCAGGCGCUAGAGGUGCCGUUGUAGACGAUGCGGCAAAGCGAUGCCUCAUCGCCUUGAGGAAAGCUGUGGAGAGUCACUUUGAGAGAAACGCGGCGUUACUGGCGUGGUGCGAAGCAGAGCGUGCAGAGCUGGAGGGUCGCGCCGCCACCUCCAGCUCAGGCAGUGGUGUAGUGAAGAUGGUGCGCGGUACCUCUUCUCACGCCCCAAAACACGACGGGGCAGGUGUUGGCUAUCCAGUGAAGGAGGAAGGCGGCCAUGGUGACGGUCCGUCGGGAGAAGCCAAGGACGAGGAUGACGUGCUUGGGUCCUUCUUCUCCCUGAUACGUUGA